UGUUAAGUUCGAAACCUUCUUGAGUUUUCCAUUUCAUGUAGUUAACAGGCUAACAGACGAAAUGGCAACAGUUGUUGAAAAACUAAUAUUUUUCGUCUGCAUUUUCUUCCCAAGACUAUUUUAUUAUUAUAUUGACGCUCUUAUAUCAGCAUUUAUUCCUGCCAAGCCCAAGAGUAUUGCCGGGAAAAUUGUACUGGUCACGGGGGCGGGGCAUGGAAUUGGCAAGGAAAUCGCCUUAGAGCUUGCACGAAAAGGAGCUAAGUUAGUUUUGUGGGACGUAAACAAGGCUAACAAUGAAGAGACAGCUACAGAGAUCAGAAGUAUGGGAGAAUCGGCUACAGCAUUUGUUGUUGAUGUCACGAAAACUGACGACAUCCACAAAACAGCUGAACAAAUGAGAAGAGAAAUAGGAGAUGUAGAUAUACUGGUGAAUAAUGCUGGGAUUUUAUAUGGUGGAGAACUCUUAAAACUUAAAGAGGCUCACAUAAGAAGAACGUUUGAAGUCAAUACAUUAGCACAUUUCUGGACAGUAAAGGAAUUCAUGCCUGCCAUGUUGGAGAAGAACAGUGGACAUAUUGUUACCAUAGCUUCCAUGUCUGCUAAAUCUGGGACUGCAUAUUUAGUAGAUUACAGCGCUUCAAAAUAUGCAGCGUAUGGAUUUACAGAAGCUCUGCAAGAAGAAAUACUAAAACUAGGAAAAGAUGGAGUGAAAACUACAACUGUCAAUCCUAUGUUUGUUGCUACUGGUCUAGUUAAAGAACCAAAAGACAAGGUUUAUCCAAUUUUAAAACCAAAAGAAGUUGCCUUAGAAACAGUAAAAGGGAUUAUGUAUGACCAGGAAUUUGUUUACAUUCCAAGAUCUUUAAACAUAUCACUAAGAGUGGCAGGAUUAUUCCCAAGAAAAUUUCAAAGAUUUUUAAAGACCUUUGCAGAACAGGGAAUUAAGCCUCAAUAUGACCCACACAGCAAAUCAGAUUAGAUUCCCUCUAGUUUUUCAAUUCUAAAGAAAUAUUUUGAAUGCAAUAUGCAACCAGGUUUUCUAGUGUGCAAACUGUCAUAUGAAACAAGGAUUCAGAAUUUUUAUGUAGUUUUUU
Molecule: messenger RNA, 1094 nt
Organism: Mytilus trossulus (common blue mussel)
Lineage: Eukaryota; Metazoa; Mollusca; Bivalvia; Mytilida; Mytilidae
Product: 17-beta-hydroxysteroid dehydrogenase 13-like
Exons: 6
Coding region: 62-979 (305 amino acids)
Molecular function (GO): oxidoreductase activity, acting on the CH-OH group of donors, NAD or NADP as acceptor
Source: RefSeq, a predicted model, not a curated record